This is a messenger RNA of Camelina sativa (false flax), 1707 nucleotides long. The record is from RefSeq and is a predicted model, not a curated record. Lineage: Eukaryota; Viridiplantae; Streptophyta; Magnoliopsida; Brassicales; Brassicaceae.
AUGGCAAGGUUGAAAAUAAUGCAAAUACUAAAGUCUAAACGGGCACAAAGGAAGAAAAAAGAAAAUUUCCUUCUUCCCGGUUUACAGGAAGAUUUCGCAUCUUUCGUCGCAACUGAUUCGGAUACGAACGAUGAAAGUGAUUCAGACAGCUCUACUAAUGGGAUUUCAUUCGAUACUAAUGAAAACAAUGCGACAUCUGAGACGUUUCUUGGCUUUCCUCCCGUAAAAGCUAAGUUAUUAAAUAAUGGUUAUUAUGAUGAUGGAGAUCCUUAUUUUUUAUGUGAUAAUUGUGGAGCAUAUAUAAGAUCAUCAGGAUCUUCUGGAGAUUUAAAACAUGAGAUUGUUGGACUAUUAAAAAAGAUGCUUGAUAGUCAUAAUCCGCAUGUUAAGGCGUUUAGAUCGGCACGUGAAAGAUUUAAUAUGGAAGAAGGUAGCAAAGGUUUGCGAUUAAUAUUACCUUCAGAAAGAAGUACUGAUGCAAGAACUCAUAAUCUUCUUACCAGUAAAGAGGUCACUACUUUAAUACCCGGAGAUUUUACGGCUGGUGUGAAUAAACGUGACAUUGUUAUAGAAAGUCGUUCGGGCAAUUUACAGAGAAUAAGUGAGCUUCAUACCGCGUACUUGCCUUUACAGUACCCAUUGUUGUUCCCUUAUGGUGAAGAUGGAUUCAGAUUAGGCAUCGAUAUAGGUUUCAUGGAUACCCGUGGACGUAAAAGGAAAACCGUUACCAUGAGAGAAUUUUAUGUGUAUAGAAUAUUUGAAAGAUAUGAAGAGUCUUCGACUAUUGAUAUGGCAGGCAAAUUAUUCCAGCAGUUUUUAGUCGAUGCAUUCACUACCAUCGAAUCGAACAGGUUGAACUACAUAUGGAUUAACCAAAGCAAACUCCGAACUGAAAGAGUCGAUAAAAUAAUUGAAGCUGCUGAAAAAGGACAUGAAGAUCUUGCACAACAUGGAAAAAGAAUAUUUAUUCCGUCAUCAUUUACGGGUGGAAAGAGAUAUAUGAUGCAACAUUAUCUUGACGCCAUGGCUACUUGCAAGUAUUUUGGAUUUUCUGAUCUUUUCAUAACUUUUACGUGCAACCCAAGGUGGCCUGAAAUAGAUCGUUUUCUAGCAAGGCAUCGUCUUAGUAAAGAAGAUAGACAUGAUAUAUGUAGUCGAGUUUUUAAGAUGAAACUUGAUAGAUUAAUGGACCAAGUGAGAAAGGAAAAAACUUUUGGUAUCGUAAAUUCUGACAAUAAGAUGCGUACAUCAGACGACAUUGAUAAAUACAUCAGCGCUGAGAUUCCUGAUAAAGAGGUGGAUAAGUAUUUAUACGAAGUUGUUUCUGAUGUGAUGAUCCAUGGUCCGUGUGAUCAUAUGAAUAGAGAUAGUGUCUGCAUGAAUAAUGGGCAAUGCACAAAAUUCUUCCCAAAACCAUUCAUGGAUAAUACUGUUGUCGACGAUGCUGGCUAUCCAAUAUAUAGACGACGGAACGAUGUGAGAAUCGUGGAGAAAAGAGGUUUUCAAUACGAUAAUAGUUACGUUAUUCCCUAUAAUCGUGAUUUAUCACUCCGUUUUCGUGCUCAUAUAAAUGUUGAGUGGUGCAACCAGACACGUUCAGUAAAGUAUUUGUCCAAGUACAUCACUAAAGGUCCGGACUAUGUUAGAGCCGAAGUAGGAGAAGAAGAUCAGGAAAAUGAAAUAAAAAAGUUUUUCAAUUGCAGGUAA